Messenger RNA from Podospora pseudopauciseta, 3883 nucleotides. RefSeq names its product RNAPII degradation factor (gene DEF1). Lineage: Eukaryota; Fungi; Ascomycota; Sordariomycetes; Sordariales; Podosporaceae. The record is from RefSeq and is a predicted model, not a curated record. The transcript is spliced from 3 exons. Gene Ontology annotation, molecular function: protein binding. The coding region runs from base 367 to 3312 and encodes 981 amino acids. Gene Ontology annotation, cellular component: nucleus; cytoplasm.
GGUGCACUUUGUGAGCGGACCAAUUCUGAAUCGACAAAAUCUGGCCCAGGGUGUGUGUGUCUGUCUUUGCCUCGCUUCCCUUCGACAAUCCGCACUUGGCUCUCCUGCCACUUCCUACCGACAACAUCGGCUCGAUCUCAUCUUCCCGGAUCGCAUCUCGAUUCGAUUCGACUCUCCCCCAACCCCCGACCGCUUUUUGACCAACGACCUGACUAUCGUCGACUCGACCCCCCAUUUUGCCCCGACGUCUUGUCCCUCGCACAGUCAAAACCACUCUUUCUCAGUGAUUUGAACCGGGCUGCCGCUGGUGACGCGACCCGUCGCCAAAUCUCUUCCAACCACCACACCACAUUCACACUCUCAGCAAUGUCUGAGGUACAGAGCAGGCCAUCUGCCCCGCGCGGCAGGGGCUCCGCCCGCGGCGGUCGCGGCGGCUUCUCAACUCGGGGAGGAGGUCGCACCGCUGCCCGUUCUGCUGGUACUAAUGGCACCACGCAACACGACACAGAAUCUUCUUCGCCAGCCCUGGAGGACGAGGGCGAGAUUAGCGAACUCCGCAAGCUCUACGGCCAGCACAUUGUCAACAUCAAGAACAUCGUGUCCGACUGGACCGAUGCUGAUAUCCUCUACGCUCUCCGCGAGACGGACGGCGACCCGGAUGAGGCUGCCUUCAAGAUUCUGGACGGCACUUUCUCCAAGUGGAACGAGGUCUCGAAGCCCGUGAAGACCAAGGCUAAGAAUGACACAUUCACCACAACGACUGCCGAUUCUGGCGCUGCCGGCGGCCUACGGAACGCAAGAGGUGGCCGUGUCGAAGGUGGCCGUGGUCGUGGCAGAGUGACCGAGCGCGGCGGUCGUGGAGGCGGUCGCGGAAAAUCGAUCCAAGCUUCGACCAACGGUCCCCGUGUCAAGGAGAACCAGCCUCUCUCUGUCCCAACUGAGGAAUCUAACGAAUGGGAUACCUCUGCCCCGACUGCCGAAUCUAAUGAAUGGACCGAGUCCACCCCCGCCGAAUCUGCUCCUGCUCCCGCCGCCGUUGAACCUACCCCUGCCGCUGCCCCCGCAAAGCCCUCUACCGAUGCCCCAAAGACAUGGGCCAGCAUGUUGAGACAGUCGACCACUCCUAAGCCUGCCCCUAAGCCCAAGGAAGUACCUGCUCCCCCUCCCGCCGAACCUACCCCCGUCAUUGAGCCACUUCCCCCCGCUCCCGCCGAGCCCGAGGUCGUACCCGAGCCCGAGAUUGCUGCGCCAGUCGAAGAGAAGGAAGAGCCAGUUCCCGAACCUGUCCAGGAGGAGCAGCCCGCUGUUGUUGUUCCUGUCAUUGAGCCAGUCAUUCCUGUUGUUCCCGUCGUACCCGCUGUUGCCAUUCCCGAAGUUGCCUUGUCACCUUCCAAGGACGCGCUUACGGAUGAGAACCUCGACAAGGUCCCUGGCACAACCGAGCCCCCAGCGACCGAGACCGCGAGAAGUGAAGCUGCCGACUCUUGGGAUCCCAGAGCCGCUGGCAGCGCUACAGCAACUCCCUUGUCUGCUUCCCAGCAACAGCACCAGGCCGAGCGCACUCCCAGCAGUGGCUUCGCCGCGACUGCGACCAAGGCGACAACUCGCACCCCAGCUUUCCCCCGUCGUGUUCUGGAUCAGCUCGAGGCCGUUCGCAUGCCCGGCAACCGUGCUGAGGUCGAACGUACUACUGUCCAGUUUGGUGCUUUCAGCCUGAAUGGUGGCAUUGAGGACGACAUUGAUGGCGAUCGUGAAGAGCCCGAGACCCGUCCCCAGCCCCCCCAGGAUUCUCCUGUUGCCCAACCCAGAGCUUCGCUUCCCCCUGUUCAAGCCCCCGCGGCUCCAGAGAGCUUCCCUACCCCUACCCAGAAGCCUGUUUCCCAGGUUCCAACAGGUCCUGCUGGUAUGGCUUCUCAGACUUCCCCUGCUGUCUUGUCUUGGUUACUUGCUGACACAAAUCUAGCCGCUGCUCCUGCCGCGGUCCCUGCCAUCACCCCAGUUGCCGCCCCAGCUCCCCAGCCGGCUGCGCAACACAACCAGCAGCAGUAUGGUCGCUUUGGCCAGCAGACUGCCGCUCAAGAGCACAGCUCCUUCCCUCCCUCGAAGCCUUUCGAUUCGUUCGGUCAGCAGCAGCCCGCCGCUGCCUCCACUCAAUCGCAGUUCGAGGGCGGCUUCCAAGGGCAGACGCAGCCUGCUGCCCCAACCCAGAACCAGCAGCAAGCGUUUAGCUCUGCUCCCAAUGAUUAUCCUUCUUACUACACAUCUGGCGACCAAAGAGGUUUCUAUGGUGGCUAUAACUACAACCAACAGCAGGGCUCUCAGGACGGCCCCUCUUCGCAAGCCCAGCGUUUCGGUGGAUAUGGCACCACCCAGACUGAUAACAUCAGCCAGUACCCCCAGAGCGGUGCCCAACACGGCCAAUCCCGCUUCGGUUCUGGCUCCGCUCCCUCUGCGGAAACACCAACCACUACGGCUCCUGCUACGUCGGCGUCGUCGGCUCUUCCCCAGGCCGGCCAGACUAGCCAGACUCAACAUGGUCAGCAGCCUCAGCCCGAUCAAUAUCCCUACCACCCUUACUCCAACAGCCCUUACUAUGGUGGGUACAUGGGCGGAUAUGGACAGUACGGUCAGGGCGGCUAUGCUCCCUACGGCAAGGGCAAUGUGGGAUAUCAGCCCAACCAAUACGGUGUUGCGUCGCAGGGACCUUAUGGCUACUCCAACCCUAGCGCUGGCUUUGGCCAGUCUGCUCUUCACCGGGAGACCGGUGGCGCUGCUGCGGGCGCUGGUGCUGGUCUUGGCGAUUACGGUCGUGCGGGAUCUCAGUCGGCUCAGCAGCAAUCCGGAUUUGGUGGCAUGCAUGAUGCCUUCAGCCGCGGUGCUUCUGGCUACCAGUCCCAGGCUGCGUCGUUCAACGCUCCCGGCACUCAGCCCGGCGCUGUCCCCUCUGCUGUCGACGACAUUAAGUCCUUCGGAGAUGCCAAGGGCGCUGCCGGACCCAGCCCCUCUCUCGGCGUCGCUGCCCGACCCGGCUCCGCGGCGAACAACGGCCCAUCUCAGUCUGGGCUUCCUCCCCCGCAAUCUGCCCAGCAGACCAACCUGGGCGGUAUGGGUCAAUACGGCUAUCCCGGUCACAUGCAGCAGGGCCAUGCUGGCCUCCACGGCAGCCACACGGCCGCUGGUGGCUACGGCAUGAGCGCGACUGGCGGACAGAGCCAGCAGAGCUCGUACGGCUAUGGUAACCAGGGCUUCGGCGGCGGUUACUACGGCGGAAACUCUCAGCCCCGUGGUUGGGGUAACAACUACCACCACUAAAUUGGAGGGUAGAGGGAGAAGCGUUAUCUGAGUUAGCAGAGGAUGAGAUGAUGACCCUUUUUUCAUGGUGUCCCAUGUGUUAUUACUGUCUUUGUUGCUGUCGUCGGGGCGUUUGAGAUAUUCAACGGGAACCGGGUGGGGGGGUUGGCAACGCAAAAAAAAGAGGGAAUAUUGAUGUUUUUAUGCCGGGGCUCCCAGGGGGGAGGGGGUUAAACUGCGGAAAUAUUCAUGGCCUUUUGUGUUUUUUUUUUCUCUGCAUUCUUUCCGCUGAAGGGAAAGAGGGGGGGAGCACUCGAAGCAAAAAGCACACAUCCACAUUUUUCUCUAAAAAAAAGUCUCGUAGGCGAAAUUGACGAUGAGUUUGCCUUUUUAUGUAUCUCAUGUCGAGGGCCUUGCGGUAUUCUUUUUUUUUUCUUUGCCAAUGUUUUCUUACCUCUGAUUAUCGUUGUUGUUGUUGUUGUUGUUAUUGUUAUUGGUGUUGUAGUAGUGGUGGUGGUAUGGGAUUUUCUCUCUUACUCUUCUCUUCAUAUGACAUGAGAUGAAAUGACAAGAAAACCAAAGGGCAUGAGAC